Drosophila suzukii is the source of this 2221-nucleotide messenger RNA. RefSeq names its product brivido-2 (gene brv2). Gene Ontology annotation, biological process: detection of mechanical stimulus. NCBI's taxonomy places the organism in Eukaryota, Metazoa, Arthropoda, Insecta, Diptera, Drosophilidae. Gene Ontology annotation, cellular component: membrane. The record is from RefSeq and is a predicted model, not a curated record. Gene Ontology annotation, molecular function: calcium channel activity; calcium ion binding.
AUGUUCUUCAAAAAUAUUAAACAUAAGGAUUUGGCGUGUUUCGGAGUGACCACAUUUGUGUUGGUCGUGUGCUUCACCCUGAUCUCAGUCUUCUCAGGAUUCGAACACGAAUCCCAGAGAUAUAAGACGAUGAUGGUGACCGUCGUACUGGUGUUCUUUUUCCUGUACCUCGUCUACGAACCCCUCCGGUUCCUUGUGAUGGCCAUCGAUUACGCCACUUGGCCGGACGAGGAUCAGCCCUACAAGGCAGAGAGGGGUUUAUCCAAGCCUAACCACAUUGCCUACUUAAAGGUCCGUCUGCGUAGUCUGCGCUCUGAACUCCUAAUCACCGAGAGACACCGGAACGAGAAACUGAAUCGGAGGUACAAACAUAUUGCCGGGGACCUUUUGCUCUACGGCUCGUAUUUCGUGGCCCUCAUGGUGGUGGUGGUGAUGCAAGAGGACCAGUGUCUUUACUACAAUACCAACAACAUGCAGCGACUCUUCAGGGACAAUACCUCGGUCACCUUUGGCCUGACGGAGGUUUAUUUUAUCUACCAGAUCCACUAUUAUCUCAGGAUUACCAUGGUCGAAGCCUUUUUUUCGCCAAACACCUAUGGUUACGAGGGCUGGUGGGCCAUGGAGCAGUGGCAGAAGAUCGGGGUGAUUCGGUUGCGCCAGGUACGUCCCGUCCACAGCCACAAUGGACUGGGCGAGCCCGAGUGGGACACCACCACGUAUUCGCCCGAGUGGCGCCUCCCCUACCAGCGGCUGCAUUAUACGGACAAGUUCUGGCGAAUUUAUGAACCCUUUCGACCGGCCCAAUUCGAGAUAACCUUUCUCAAUGGCCUCCUGCUGAAUUUCAAUCACUGGGGCUAUUUGCUUAGAUACCCGGAACUCGCGGGCUACAUAGUUCUGUUGAUGAGUACAAAGGUAAACUGCCUUAAGCAGAUAGAAUACCUGAAAUCCUACAGUUGGCUGAAUAAAAACACCUCGGCUCUGUUUAUUGACUUUACCAUGUACAAUGCGGAUAUGAAUGCAUUCACGGUGAUCACUUUGCGCGUGGAGAACUCCCAGUUUGGCGUCCAGCUACCUCGGGUGCAUGUGGACACUGUAAUGAUGCUGGGCUCUGUGGAAACCAGGAGCGCCUUUGAGCUUUUCGUCCUGUUCGUGUACGCCAUCCUGGUCAUCCAAUUCGGUCGUGGAGUUUUUUCCAAGAUAUGGCACGAUCGGACCGCGCUCCACGAGGCCUGGACCGCGGUGGACCUGGUAAUUUGCAUGCUAAAUAUCUUCCUGUUGGGUCUGACUGUAAUGCGCGACAUUGAGACGGACGAUCUGUCCGAUAUGAUCGAGACAAACACCAGGGGGCAAUACCUCGACUUCCAGCGCCCAUUGGUCCUACAUCAGGUGCUGGGCAUUGUUAAGGGCUUCCUGGUCGCCAUCACCACUUUGCGGCUGUGGAAGGUCCUGCAGUUUGCCGCCGUUUUCCAGCACUUCACCCAUACCCUCUUCUACGCCUGGCGAGCAGUGGCCAGCCUGGGUGUGAUCAUCCUAGUCCUCCUCAUGGGCAUCGGCAUCGCCCUGGCCGUGCCGAAUGGGAACAAUGCCGAAGUCUUCCAUCACAUCAUCCAGGCCGUCAUCACCUGCUUGUGGUACUCCGUGGGCUUUAGCGGGGGCAUCAAACCAACGGAUUUCUUCCACGGAGGCCGCAUCCUGGGCAUUAUGCUUUACCUGGUGCUGGUCUUUCUGCUGGCGAUUCUCCUGAUGAACGUGUUCGCCUCCGUCAUCUAUGACUACUUCAACGAGACGGGCAGGGACUUGAAGGAGCAGACGGGCGUGAAGCAAAUCACCUUUUGGGAGUUCCUGCGCAUCGAGUACGUGGAUGUGUGCACGCGGUGGUUCCGAUGCACUCAAAAAAAGUACCAUCGUCGUGGUCGCACUGUUGCACAGAACGUGGAAUGGACGCUAAGCCUACAGGAGGAGGAAAUGCUAAACAAGCAACCAAAGCCAAGGAUCUCCGACGCGGAGCGUCAUGCAGACUACCUGAGACGCGGCGAACGGAUGUUCAAGCUCAUGGCCAUCCUGAAUGUCCAGGUCGAGAUGCUGGAGCGUUUGGUUCUCGGCGACGAGAAUGGUAAUCUGCCCACGCCACCGGCAUCCGACUCUGAUCCCGACGAUAUGCCAGAAAUGUAUCGCAAACGGCGUACAGUAGAACUGGGACAAUUAUAAUACCCCCAAAAUA